AGACAUAAAGAAGGCUGGGCCCUGCCACCAUGACAGCAGCCACACCUCCGCAGAGAGAAUGGCCAGCAGGAAGGCGGGGACCCGGGGCAAGGUGGCGGCCACCAAGCAGGCCCAACGUGGUUCUUCCAACGUCUUUUCCAUGUUUGAACAAGCCCAGAUCCAGGAGUUCAAGGAAAGCUGGGAUCUGCUCCCAACUGAAGGCCCCCAUCCCACAGGCCUUCAGCUGUAUCGACCAGAAUCGUGAUGGCAUCAUCUGCAAGGCAGACCUGAGGGAGACCUAUUCCCAGCUGGGGAAGGUGAGUGUCCCAGAGGAGGAGCUGGACGCCAUGCUGCAGGAGGGCAAGGGUCCCAUCAACUUCACGGUCUUCCUCACGCUCUUUGGGGAGAAGCUCAAUGGGACAGACCCCGAGGAAGCCAUCCUGAGUGCCUUCCGCAUGUUUGACCCCAGCGGCAAAGGGGUGGUGAACAAGGAAGAGUUCAAGCAGCUUCUCCUGACCCAGGCAGACAAGUUCUCUCCAGCUGAGGUGGAGCAGAUGUUCGCCCUGACACCCAUGGACCUGGCGGGGAACAUUGACUACAAGUCACUGUGCUACAUCAUCACCCAUGGAGACGAGAAAGAGGAAUGAGGGGCAGGGCCAGGCCCACGGGGGCGGGGGGGGGGCACUUCAAUAAACUCUGUUGCCAAAUUGGAA
Molecule: messenger RNA, 692 nt
Organism: Piliocolobus tephrosceles (Ugandan red Colobus)
Lineage: Eukaryota; Metazoa; Chordata; Mammalia; Primates; Cercopithecidae
Gene: MYL7
Product: myosin light chain 7
Exons: 7
Coding region: 30-626 (198 amino acids)
Molecular function (GO): calcium ion binding
Source: RefSeq, a predicted model, not a curated record